This is a messenger RNA of Chlorocebus sabaeus (green monkey), 775 nucleotides long. It is a transcript of the gene BBLN, whose product is annotated as bublin coiled coil protein. NCBI's taxonomy places the organism in Eukaryota, Metazoa, Chordata, Mammalia, Primates, Cercopithecidae. The record is from RefSeq and is a predicted model, not a curated record.
GGCUGGGGGGCGGGGCGGGGCGGAGCGAGAUCUGCGGGAUUCCGGCUUCAGGGGUGGGGCCCCGGCCUCUGGGCGGAGAUCUGCUGCCGCGUUCCACCCUUCCGGCCCGGUGUUCUAUCCACCGCCUCCACCUUCCAUCCGGCGCCGGCUUUCGGCGCGACGGUCGCCGCGUUCCAUCGUCGCGCGGCCCUUCGGGCGCCCGAGCCCGCAAUGUCGGGCCCCAACGGGGACCUGGGGAUGCCGGUGGAGGCGGGAGCGGAAGGCGAGGAGGAUGGCUUCGGGGAAGCAGAAUACGCUGCCAUCAACUCCAUGCUGGACCAGAUCAACUCCUGUCUGGACCACCUGGAGGAGAAGAACGACCACCUCCACGCCCGCCUCCAGGAGCUGCUGGAGUCCAACCGGCAGACACGCCUGGAGUUCCAGCAGCAGCUCGGGGAGGCCCCCAGUGAUGCCAGCCCCUAGGCUCCGAGAGCCCCCACCCGGGACCCAACCCUGCCUCCCUGGGCUAGGCUCUGGCCUGGGUAUUCACCUCCUGGCUUAGACACCUUCUCAAGGGCUGGUCUUCAGGGUCCCCUGGUGGGUCUGCCUACCUGGACCACCCUUCCUGCCUGGGCCUCCCCUUGGCCUACCUGGGCCAGCCCCCACUGCCUGGCAUCCCCUCCUGGGGCCAAGAGUGGGGCUUGCAACCCACCCACUUGCCUGCCCACCCAACUCCUGGGCACUCUCCACUCUGCCCAGGCCUUGAGUGUCCACAUUAAAUGGGUCUCCCACACCA